Pleurotus ostreatus (oyster mushroom) is the source of this 840-nucleotide messenger RNA. RefSeq lists its product as uncharacterized. The transcript has 4 exons. The coding region runs from base 1 to 840 and encodes 279 amino acids. NCBI's taxonomy places the organism in Eukaryota, Fungi, Basidiomycota, Agaricomycetes, Agaricales, Pleurotaceae. The record is from RefSeq and is a predicted model, not a curated record.
AUGGCCAACAGCAUGACCACCCCCGUCCUUACAUACGAGAAUAUCCCGUGGAAUCAUGCCACUGUGCGGGCCAGUUUUGAGGAAGUUCGCGUCCAAGAUUACCUUCUAUCUUAUUCGACGACUGGACGACCGCCCGCGCCGUGUCCCCAGGAGCCGAAAGACGAAGCAGCGCGCGCAGCUAUGGGCCUGCCGCCACUGUUCAAACCGUACAGGGUCGAGAGAGGCUCGGAGGAAGAGGAGGAGAAUGUCAGCGAAGCACCACAUCCGCAGGUGUUGACGCCUGUGGUAAAUGAUGGAGAGACGUACUACAGUUUGACGAUGCAGAAGAAGUACGCGAAGUGGUCGUUUGAGGUUCGUCUCCCAGUUGCCACCCAUUCACCCCUUCGCGAACUCGAACCCGAGCUGAGAGUGCAAGCAUGCUUGAAGGGGAGUGGGCAUUUAUAUAUUCCACCAACGACUUCGGCGACACCAACGCCACCGGUAUGCGCCACACCUAUGGCGCCGCUGGUUCGCUCUCAGUCCGCCAUUGGCAGCGUCGCAUCGCCGAAGCCUGUCAUUGACCCGAGAGAGAGAUACGAGAACAUCUCCACAUGGCCGGGGUACGAGGAACAUAGCCCUGAGGAACACCGUAUUUCCUUCAUGCUUUCCGGGAAAGAGAUGAAAUCAAAUGAGAUCGAACAGAUACAGGGCGGAAGGGCUUCGGUUGUUGCUCCUCCCCCAGUUGUGGGGAGUGGGAGUGGAAAUUGGCUACACCAGCGGUCAAGUUUGCCUUUGCCAACGCAGCCAGCUGGUAUGACGACCGGCCCAUCUUACUUGCAGUCAUCGAGGCGCAUAUGGUGA